AUGUACGCUCCGCACAGAGCUGUAACCUCGCUCGCGCUCGAGCAUUGCAGCGGGAGCGACGCGGAGGUCACACCGUGGCAGGCCGCGAGCGGCGCGGCAAUAGAGGUACUGCAAGCGGUAUUCGCCUGGCUGAGCGGCGGCGAGUUGUGGACGGCGGUACGCGUGUGCCGCGGCUGGCGCGCCGCCGCCGAUUCGUGGGUGUGGCGGCGGGCGCUGUUGCCGCACGCUGCGCCUGCGCAGCUCGCCGCCCUGCGCCGCGCCCGCGCCGCCGCUGCGCUUAGCUCUGCUGACAACGCCACCGGCAAUUCUGCGGUAGGUGAGUCGUGGGAGGCGUGGUCGUGGCGGCGCGAAUACUGUCUGUCGGCGGCGCGCUGGCGGCUGGCGGAGCGCACGCUGGCCGCGGGGGGCGCUGAAGUCACCCACGCCGCGCUCAGCCACGUCGGGAAUCGGCUCGCGCUCGCUGCAGACGACGCCUCGCUUACGGUGUGGGCGCGCGCGGAAGGCUGCGCACAAUGGUCGCCAUGCUGGCGGCGCAGCGAGCGCGCUCGCGGCUGGGCGGCGGCUCUGACGGUGCGGUGGGCGCCGGACGACGCGCGCCUUCUGAUAGCCGGGCCACUCGUGCUUGCCGACCGCUGGGAGCUGCUUGUCUUGAGGUUCGAUGAGAACGGCAUGGGGCGCGCGGAGGUACGGACGGAAUGCGGCGCGGGCGGCGGCUGCUGGGCCGGGCCCGCCGCCUUCUUGUCGCUGUCGCUGGGACUCCUGGCGCCCGCGCGCGCCGUCACCACAGUGUGGCUUAAUGCCGCCGACCAGGGCGUGCAGUCGGAGUUCGCGGGCGUGAGGUCGCCUGUGCUGCGCGUCUACAACGAGGCCGCCGCACACAUAACACAUAUGCUCGUUGCCGAGGUUCCAGCGCAUGAGCUAGAAGAUCUAGAGUGCCGGGAUUCCGAGAAGCGGCCCUUUGCCGAGCGCGCUGACAGCGAGAUCGAGGACAGCGCUAGCUGCCCGCGGCCCGGCUACUGGCGCGCCACGCUACCGAUUCGUGCAGAGCAUUAUGAGCGAAUUGUGUUGGCGGCCAUGGGCGCAAAAGACGGGGUGCGCGGCGCGGCGUGCGCGCUGGCCCUGUGGGCGCUGCGCACGCGUUCGCCUCCGCCGUUGCUCGCGACCGCAUCCUUGGCGGAACGCGUGCAGGCGCGUCGCGAGGCCCGGCUGGCGGCCCGCGCGCCCCCAGCACCCGACGCACCCCCUGCGCCCGUCGCACCCCCUGCGCCCCCCGCGCCCCCCGCGCCGCAGCCCAGCGAGCACGAGCUGCGCGCUCUCUGCACGCCGCCGCUUGCCACAUGCCGCCUGCCUUCUGCUAUAUUGGGCGUAGAAAUACAUGCAAAUUGA
This is a messenger RNA of Papilio xuthus (Asian swallowtail), 1386 nucleotides long. RefSeq names its product F-box and WD repeat domain containing 5 (gene Fbw5). Gene Ontology annotation, cellular component: Cul4-RING E3 ubiquitin ligase complex; SCF ubiquitin ligase complex. Bases 1 to 1386 code for a protein of 461 amino acids. NCBI's taxonomy places the organism in Eukaryota, Metazoa, Arthropoda, Insecta, Lepidoptera, Papilionidae. The transcript has 8 exons. Gene Ontology annotation, molecular function: protein binding. The record is from RefSeq and is a predicted model, not a curated record. Gene Ontology annotation, biological process: protein ubiquitination.